Messenger RNA from Phaedon cochleariae (mustard beetle), 1125 nucleotides. NCBI's taxonomy places the organism in Eukaryota, Metazoa, Arthropoda, Insecta, Coleoptera, Chrysomelidae. The record is from the annotation of a GenBank genome assembly.
AUGUUCGUUAGAGACCCUUGUGGGAUAGUUUGUAUCCUUGUAACGUAUUUAGCUGUAUUUUACGCUGAUUAUGUUAUCAUACAAUGGGUUGUUCUUCAGACUAUGGUCGACAGCUUGUGGGGUACAUUCAAUGUGGUCAUGUUCAACACUGUCAUAUUCAUGUUAAUUAUUGCACAUAUUAAGGCAGUAAUCACAGAUCCAGGAACCAUACCACUUCCACAGACCAGGGUGGAUUUUUCUGAUAUACAUUCCUCAGAAUCUGGCUGUGAGUUUGUGAAUUGGACUGCAUGUGUGAGAUGUGAGACUUACAGACCUCCAAGGGCUCAUCAUUGUCGAAUUUGCCAAAGGUGCAUUAGAAGGAUGGAUCACCAUUGCCCUUGGAUUAACAACUGUGUGGGAGAGAGGAAUCAAAAGUACUUUAUUCAGUUUUUAAUUUAUGUAGGUGCUUUAUCAAUUUAUGCAAUUACUUUAGUAGUAGUGUCAUGGAUGAAGGAGUGCAAAGACUGUUCCCAAGAUAUUCCAUUGAAACAAACCAGGAUUAUGCACAGCAUAAUACUCCUACUUGAAAGUGCUUUGUUUGGGAUGUUUGUGACCGCCAUUUUGGUUGAUCAGCUUCAAGCCAUUCUCACUGAUGAGACAGCUGUGGAACAGGUGCAGAAGCAGGGCCCGUACAGGCCGCACCGCAGCAAGAUGGCGCUGCUGGGCGAGGUGUGCGGCGAGGACCACCCCACGCUGUGGCUGCUGCCCUGCUGGGCCGCCCCCCGCAAGGCGGAGCCGCCCCUCGUCGACUACGAGGUUUGAGGGGGCGGCCGGGCGGCUACUCUUGUUGAUCUCUCGUUGUCUUCUUCCACGUAUGGGGUUUGAUCGUCCGUUUUUGUGCUGAAUUUUGACUGAAAUGAUGUAGGGAUUUUCUCCGAGGGAUUCUGUUUUUUGAAAAUUUGACGUUUUGUUUUGCGCGAAGCGCUGAAUGCCCAACAAAAAAUUGCAUUUUUCUUCAUCAAUAUAGAAGUUCAGUCAGAGAUGAGUUACUCUUCUCUGGUUCAGCUAGCGUGUUCUAGGGUUCCUUGAUGUAAAUUGACGUAUUUGUCAUCUUAACAGGGUACGGACAGAUCCUCGUCUCCUCUC